Xiphias gladius (swordfish) is the source of this 1404-nucleotide messenger RNA. Its product is annotated as DNA-directed RNA polymerase II subunit RPB1-like. Lineage: Eukaryota; Metazoa; Chordata; Actinopteri; Istiophoriformes; Xiphiidae. The transcript has 5 exons. The record is from RefSeq and is a predicted model, not a curated record. Bases 114 to 1340 code for a protein of 408 amino acids.
GGGCUGUAUAGUAAGGUCAGAGAUUACUUUCAAGUCCAGCUAGUCCUGUGAAUCUGCUUGUCUCAAACCAUAGCUUCUGAGGAGUACAGGGUGCUGCUUCUCAGAUAACAGCCAUGGCUCUUGGAUGCCUUUUAUGGAUUUCCUGGACUUUGUUUUUGCUGUUUAAUGGCAGUUCUGGUUUACCAGCUAUAAAAGGGUAUGGCUAUCCUUACAAGACUGACUCACGUAACAUUGGUGAGGGAGAAGAUGAAGUAUGGAACUCUCUAUCGUCUGGCAGUAACUGGCAGGCUUCAGCCAGCCAGCCGACUGAUGCUGUAUACACAAGCUACAACAAGCCUUCAGUGGCACAGCAGCCAGUCUUUGUCAACACUCCACAAAAACUGCCAAAUGCUCUUGAGGUAGAGAAACCUGUUAAUGGUGAUCCAAGAGACUGGGGCCUGCAAAACCUUGCUGAACCGUUCAUCUUUCCUUUAAAACCCAACUACCUGCCAAGUGAUCCAGCAAAGCCUCAGCCGUACCCUAUCAAGCCUCAGGCAACAUCACUUAAUGCUGUGGCUUCAAACAGUAUGAAGGCCUCUCCAAGCACUGGUGGUCCUGUUCAUCAUGCUAGUCUAACUGCUUACUAUGAGCCUGCUACAUCUUACACCGCUCAAGCUGCAAAGUCUCCAAGUCUUGACUCUUCGCAGGCUGACCCAGUUAGCAGUGGUUACAAAGUGACUGACUUAGGUUUUGGUUCCCGAGAAAAGGCGUUUAACACUGGCUCAAGUGCACAUGGAGGCACCUUGCGUAACAUUCCCCAUCUUGUCUUUGAGGAGGUUUUUCAAUAUCCCUCUGAAAAUACAGCGCCAUCUCCAAGGUAUGUUGGCACUUCCAGUUCUGCAGGAGGGUACAGCCAAGCUCCUUACAUGAGUGAGGGGUCUCCAACUGGAUAUGCCUCAGAACCCUCGUUCCCAAGUUACCCAGCUAAUGUAGGAGCCCAGCCUGUCUAUACACCUGGGAAGGGACACUUAUCCUCUAGGUUCUCUGGAGAGAACCUUAGGUUUGGUCAAACAAGUUACCAGCCACAUGAGAACUCCCCUAGGCUUCCACAAAAACCAGACAUCAGCACCCAAACUCUCCCUUCUCAGAGAGUGAGUGAACCAAUCCUGCCUCCUUCACCCCCAAUCUACAGUAUGCAGUCCAGAAGCGCCUACCAGCGAGGCAGGUAUGUCUUCAGCGAAUCCACAUACUCGCCACAAUUUCCCCCUCCAAUGCCUGUAAGCGCGACAGGUGAAGGGCUUGCAACAAGUCAGCCAGCUGCUCCUAAGGGUGUACAGAACCCUCAAAGAACCAAAUGGUGACCAUGAUGUGUUAAAGUAACAGAAGGAUGUGCCCUCUGAAGAAAAUAAAAAUCUUAAAUUUGAA